Molecule: messenger RNA, 662 nt
Organism: Drosophila takahashii
Lineage: Eukaryota; Metazoa; Arthropoda; Insecta; Diptera; Drosophilidae
Gene: SkpF
Product: SKP1-related F
Biological process (GO): SCF-dependent proteasomal ubiquitin-dependent protein catabolic process
Cellular component (GO): cytoplasm; nucleus
Molecular function (GO): cullin family protein binding
Source: RefSeq, a predicted model, not a curated record
UGUCACUUUGGCACUUUCACAUUUCGUGUAAAAGUCGUAUUGUAUAAAUUCCAAAGGGCGCCCUUUCAGAGGGGGGAGAAACCGAAAAAAAAUCAUGCCAGUCAUCAAGUUGCAGUCCUCCGAUGGUGAACUUUUCGACACCGAUUCCGAAACUGCAAAAUGUUCGAGUACCAUUAAAACCCUGCUGGAGGACUGUGCACUGGAGGCGGAGAAUGACCCACUUAUUCCGCUGCCGAAUGUGAACUCGACGAUUCUGAAAAAGGUCCUCAUUUGGGCCAAGCACCAUCGGGGCGAUAAUGAAGAAGAAAGCGAGGGGACCGAAGCAGCCCGGCCAAUGGUGGAUAUCAGUGCCUGGGACGCCGAGUUCCUCGCCAUGGAUCAGGGCACCCUCUUCGAGCUCAUCCUGGCGGCCAACUACUUGGACAUCAGGAGUCUACUGAACGCCGCCUGCAUGACAGUGGCGAAUAUGAUAAAGGGCCACACCGCGGAAGAGAUUCGCCGGACCUUUCAUAUUAACAACGAUUUCUCGCCCUCCGAGGAGGAUUUACUGCCCGCGGAGACCGAGGCCCCGGAAGAGGACGAAUCAACCGAGUAUGGCGAUAUAUAAAUUCGGAAUGAAUAUAGCUUAAUAAAUACUACUGAGAAAACUGGGUUAUUUCGAA